UGAUCUUUGAUUCACUUCCAGGAUAAACUAUAUUAUACCUUGUCUUGAUGAAAAGAAUUUCAUUUACGGAUGCCAUUCGAUACUCUCUGCACAAACCCUUUGGUUCGAAAACUUCUGUCCCUCGAUAUUUUCGCCUCAAAAUUUGACAUUUUAGGACAUUUUAUUGCUUUCAUAUGGCCAAUACAUGUAGCUGGGAAAAAGUGGUGUAGUUUGUGUAUGUAUUCCCCUGCCAAAUUUCACUUGAAUGUGCACAAAUCUGUGAGUAAACAUGGAGGGCACACAGCCAGUGGGAAUGGUUGUGUGCAAAUGUUAUGCAUUUCAUGGUUCUGCCAUGGAGGAAGGAAGUCCAUAGUUGUGCAUAGAGUAGGCCUAUUGGCUGGGUUGACAUUGUAGUUAAACCAUUAAAUAUGGAGUGACAUUGGCAUGACUGGCCUAAAAAAGGAUUGAGGAAAUUUUCCCAGAGAUUUUCUUUGACCUGGAGGACUGAGGACUGUUAUUAGGUCCAGUUUUUUUGUGGACAGGCAGAAAGAGUGGUUCAGCUGGAGAUAUGGAACAGAUGCUUUACGUUUCUUCGUGAUUGAGUGUAUAGCAAAGCCGUCAAUCUGGAGACGUCUGCUUGCAUAAUACAAAUUGUGUGCUUCUCAUUUGAAACCAGUCCAGAUUUUCUGUUGAAGGACUCAUUGGCUAAGACCAUUUAGUACAAUCUCACUGUCACUGAUGCACGGGCCCCCUCAUCGCUAAAUGUCUUUGAAGUUCAUUUUAGAAUCAUUUGAGAAUGACACAUGUGACUCAACGCCAACUCAAGAUGGCAGCUGAACUAGAUCAGAUGCCCCCAAGACGCAAACCAUUUUGCAGGCAGACUGCAGUUACAAAUAACGUUGAUGUUGCUGAUGGUCCCAUAUUUGCAGUACAGACUUCCAAAACUGGACCCACAAGGCACUUCAGACAAAUCAAAGCCCCAUGUAAUCACUUCAGUCAUGAUGGUUGCAGCAAAGAAACUUCAAAUAAAGACCUUCAACAAAUGUUGCCAAAUUCCAAAGCAUCACAAAAAAAUUCUUCACAAUUGCAAAUGAUUCGAGAUAUUCAUUGUAACGGUCUGAAUCAUCAAUAUACAUGUAAAGGUGUUGGCGGAACCAUACAGCUUUUUGUAAAGUACAUAUACAGUGAACACUUGACAAGAUAUGACCAGCUUCUAUUUAAACAAAGAAGCAGUAUUACAAUCAGCUAUCAUCAUGAAACAUGUACACCAAUUACCUGGCAAAAGGAACCUGAAAAAGCUCCCAAGAGGAAAGACAUUUCAGAUGGCCUUCCCAGCUCAGCUGGAGCAGUUUUGGCUGACAUUUCCCAUCGCAAGGAUCUGUCUGAUGUUUAUCCAAGGAGGCCAGAGAGUAGUGGCCAACCGCUUCUUGAAAGUUACCCUGGAGGAGGCAGUCAAGGCAAAAGUCUUCAAACUUCAUUAAGGAGAAGCUCGAACUCCUUGGUUGAUGAACAGUUUGAUAGUGGGGACUCAGGAAGGCAACUAUCAUCUAGUACAUCAUCUUCACUUGACACUCAAGAGUUGGAAGCCUCAUCCUCUGACCGUACCAUCCCGAAAAUUGAAGUUAAUGGUGUAGUGAAACAAUCUCUGUCAGAAUCAGGAAGGCAUAAGGGGGAAGGUUUCCGCAAGUCCAAGAAGUCAAGUGGCUAUGGGACUGGGGGAAGUGAUGAGAUCCCUGAGGGGCAACAUUUUUCAAGUGUCUUCUUAUCAUCUGAAAAUUCAGUAAAUGAAGAAAUUCAUCACCCCGGAAGUUAUGAAGAUGAACGUAGAAGUUUCAGGCUAUCACAUUUCUCAAGUGAAGGUGGAGAACAUUCGUCACCGGGCCACAAUUUUAAACUUUCCACUGGUGAACGAAAAGUUCAGUGUCAAGAUUCAGAUUUACCACCAGAUGCUGCAAUCUGGCUUUUUAAACAGGGGACGCACAGGAAGAUUCCAUCUCACAUCGCAAAAAUAGAUAUUGAUAAUUUAUCUCAUUCACAAUGUGACAGAAUUUUCAUGGAAAUUCUCCAGGCCAAUCCACAAAUACCUAUCCCAAGAUGUGAAUGCUUUGAUCAGAGCAGUUUGAAGAAGGAAAGAUAUUCUGAACAGGUUUUCACAGAAGAGGAAGAGAAUAAAAGAUGUGCACGUGCAUGUACAUGUAUAGAGGCCCAGCUGGAUUUUCUUGAAAAAAUGGCUUUGAUCUCUAAAUCCUGGGCUAAUGACAUGCCUGCAGAUGCAGACCAAAGCCGGGAUCCAUCUGAGGCUACUGCCAGUUCUGGAGAGCAAUUGGAGUUGGAAUUCUCUGCGGAAUCAGAACCGUCACUCUGCCACAGUAGCAUCAGGGGUGAUGAUGAGAUUGAUGGAAAGACAGACGCACCUUGCCAUACCUCCUCAGGUACUGUUACCAGACAGACACCUUCCUAUGCAUCUGCUUAUUUGCCAGGUACCAACACUUCUCCCAGCUACUUGAACAAUGGCACUAAUUGUCUAAGACCAUCUGCAAGUGCCAGUCACUUCAACAAGGCAGGAAUUGAAAUGGAUGGAAGCGAUCGAAGAUACCCACAAAAGAACACCCAUGGUAUGGAAGGGAGCCGGACUGGUCAUCAGCCUCUGGCCAAUGGCUACUUGGCAGCUCAGAAUCACAGGGAGCAGUUGCAAGCAGAAGCUAGUCCUUUGAGGGGAGCAACAGGCUUCACAGAUCAUGGGAUAACAUCAGGGAGCAGUGAUGCGCGUCAUAUGGAACAGAGAGCUCCAUUUGAGGAAGUAGUUGCUAAUGGAUAUGCUGAACCCAGUCAUGGCAAGCGGUCAACUGGCUUCAAGGAUCAUUGUGUUGGAUGUAACACAAUGCAUAAUGGCAGAAUUUCACAUACGUCAUACAGAAUGGUUUCAUCUCAGCAACCCAGUAAUGGAUGCACCAAUCCAGUCGGACGGCAGGAUUAUAGUUCCCAGCUGGGUGAUCCUGAGCGUGCUGUAUACUGUAAGAAGAGAUGUCAAGACAACCGAUGCCAAGACAGCAGUUGCUUAUUGGGAAAAAGGCAAAUUUUGAAACUGGGGAGUCUUUUCCUGGAAAACAGGAUCAAAGAUGGAGGGCACAUCAUGGACUGUUUGUGGCAACACAGCAGUCGAUGCAAGGAGGUUGAAUGCAUUGUACCAUUCUGUGCUGUGUUCCGAAGGAGGCCUUGGCUUCCAUUUGAAGAACACUUCAGUCAAAUGUGUCGUGGUUCAAUCAGUCUGGAUCUCCAGAUGGAGCUGGUAAACAUCAUGACAAAGCAGCUCCGAUUAGGCGACUUUCUGAUCUGCCCCAUUAACCCGGUCAGUAGUGAGUUGUGGAAAACAGCUUGUGUUGUAGAGGGACAGUUCUUGGGAGACUUUGGUGAUUUCAACAUCUUGCGGGCUCGUAUUGCCUUUCAAGAUAAGGCAAGACACGAUGUUGUCAUCAAAAAGGCUCUUUCCCACCCAGACUUGAAAAAACUCUACUUCAAUAUCAACCAGAAAUCUUCACCUUAUAUCACGCAAAGCUACUGGUGCAGUGAUAUAUCAGGGAGCGAAAUGUUAGUCUGCUCAACGUAUUAUCCAGAAAUGGAAAGUUUGCAUAAUGCCUGGAUGGUUCAGGAGUUGACCUUUGACAUCUGUUUGACCUUGCUUCAACAAGUUCUUUAUGCUGCCAUGCACCUUCACUCUACAUACAAGAUUGUCUACCUCAACUGGAAGUGUUCCAAUGUGCUAUGGGAUGGCCGGACUACUGGUGAGAACAUCAAGCUUUGUAACUUCAACAAGGUAGUUCAGAUAAAGCCUGGUUGUGUGGUGCAGUGUCCUGCCAACAUCAUAGAGUCCUUUGAUCCGUGCUUUACUGCACCCGAGGUGUUUUGCAGGACUCCUCUGUCUUAUAAUUCGGAUGUAUGGGGUAUUGGCUGUCUGUUGUAUGAGAUGCUGUACAAGAAAUCUCCCUACCAAGACCACACCCACCUAUCUCCAGCAGAGAUGAGACAGUUGGUACGUGAUGAUCAGAUCCAACCCGACUUACCUUGUGAUAAUAGUCAACUCCUGGCACUUCUCUGUGACUGCUUGCAGAGGAAAAUGUGUGAACGUUUAACAACAGAGAUGUUCCUAGAGAAAGUGGAUGAUUUGCUGUCGGCCAAGACAGCAGAAGCAGAGAGAUGAUGGACACGUACAUCAGCGUCUCUUGUUAUGAUGCCUCUUGAUAAAUUUCUUCAGACAACAUGUAUUUCUGACUGAAGUGCCAUUGGCCAUUAGGAAACUGUUUGGCCACUGAACUACCGGUGCAGGCUUGCUAAAGGCCAUUAUUUUUAGGGGUUACAAUGGCAAGGAAAGUUUGUUGUAAAAGUACCCUGCAGCUGGAGAUUAAAAAAAGAUAAAAUACAUGAUGUUCUGACACUGAUGUUGCUUUAACACAAAAGCAGCUGAGAAGGGGGUUAAACUCUACAGGUUCUUCAUGAAAUUAAUAUUGCAAUCCAUUUUUGUGUUAGGCCUUAUUAAUGUAGGGUAGUGCAUUCAAGGCACCAGGGUGCCAUAAUUGUUAUCUCUAAUUUGUAAUACAUGCAUGUUCAGAGUGCUCAUUGGUGCAUCGUAUUUGCCUCGAGUUGAAGCACACCUUUACUGGCAAAGAUGAGACAGUGUAGUGGGAAGUUUCAAAGCAGGCUUGUGCAUGUGCCCAGCGCACACGUGGAGACCAUACGUUCAACUACAAAUUGGUUGGGCAUGCUCAGCAUGCCUGGGCCAAGUGCCUGGUUGUGAGCCUACACAGUGUGAGUUUCCACCAACUCACUGUCAUGUCAUUGCUAUUUAACAACAUCCUCCCUUGUUCCCACUCGUAUCCAGUGGCGUAGCUACAGCAGCUGAGGGGGCACCUGGGGGUGCACCAUUUUUUUCUGGGGGCACUGAAAAUAAAUGAACAAGGUAUAUAUAUUUUUUGUCCAUUUCAAAAUUUCAAAGGGGGGGGCACCCGGGGGACACAAGCCUCCAUCAGGGGGGCACAUCCCCCCCCGUAGUUACGCCACUGUUCGUAUCAGAUAAGGUACUUUGAUAUUUACAGAACACUUGGCUUGAUUGGAAUAAAAUGAAUUGGAUAUCUCAAGACGUAAAGGUAUCCAAAUUGGGUUCAAUCAGCCUUUGCAGAGCUGAGAUCUCAAAGUGAUGGAAUGGGAAGGAUGGCAAAUCUACCAUCUUUCAUUUGGCUGUACAAGAAAAGGGGCUCCAGGAGAGUUAAAUUAACUUUGCUUUGUCACACUAGGGUCUCUAGUUGGGUAAAUUUCAUAUGCCACUGUUUGUGUAGAUGCUCCUGUACAUGGACAGGAUAGGAAAUAAAUGGUUCAACUCUUAAGGAAAAAAGUUUGUCACAGGGUCCAAGAGUAUUUUAUGUAUUUCUGAGUUAGAAUCCACCAAACACGUUGAAAUCCAUCAGGUAAUCUACCGUGAAUAUUAUAAGCUAUUUUGAUGGGGAUGAAUGUAUUAUAUUCAAAAAGGUGCAGAUUUCUUGCAUUGUUGUAGGUGGGGGCUAGUUCGUGGUAAAAACAUAACUUCAAAGAGUUGUUAAAGGUUGGUAAAGUUUUGUGAUUUUUUUCAUUAACAAAUACGAUGAAAUAGCACAGUUAUUUGUAUCCUGCAUAAUUCUGCCUAACCGAGGUUUUUGUUGGGUUCUCUGUUGUAAUUUGAAUCGAACAACUAAUAUUAAACAACUAUUUUAAAGUUUUCUUAGUUUGCUUAUUACCUGUUGUAUAGUGAUACCAAGUCCAAUGUACGAAUUGCUUUCUUUGUAAUAUGAAAUGCAUCUACAUGUAAGCUGAAACUUAGUUAAAACCUUUGUCGGUUUAUUGGGGUUCAGAUGGUUACAUUGGUAGAAGAAGGUUAUAAUUCGAUGACGUUUUGUCUGUUUUAUUUUGGUCACGUAUUUACGUUGAAAGACGUCUUGCUGUGUGGAUAUUAAAAGGUGGUUGUAUCACAUAGCCAAUAAAUGUCUGUUGUAAAGAUUGA
Messenger RNA from Acanthaster planci (crown-of-thorns starfish), 6007 nucleotides. RefSeq lists its product as uncharacterized. The record is from RefSeq and is a predicted model, not a curated record. Gene Ontology annotation, cellular component: phagophore assembly site; autophagosome; membrane. Lineage: Eukaryota; Metazoa; Echinodermata; Asteroidea; Valvatida; Acanthasteridae. Gene Ontology annotation, molecular function: protein serine/threonine kinase activity; ATP binding. Gene Ontology annotation, biological process: regulation of autophagy; autophagosome assembly; protein autophosphorylation.